Molecule: messenger RNA, 1521 nt
Organism: Castor canadensis (American beaver)
Lineage: Eukaryota; Metazoa; Chordata; Mammalia; Rodentia; Castoridae
Gene: Pax2
Product: paired box 2
Biological process (GO): anatomical structure development; regulation of transcription by RNA polymerase II
Molecular function (GO): RNA polymerase II cis-regulatory region sequence-specific DNA binding; DNA-binding transcription factor activity, RNA polymerase II-specific
Source: RefSeq, a predicted model, not a curated record
AAGUUGAGUUUGCGAGGCGACACGGCGGCGGCGGCCGCGCUGCUCCCGCUCCUCUGUCUCCCCAUGGAUAUGCACUGCAAAGCAGACCCCUUCUCCGCGAUGCACCCAGGGCACGGGGGUGUGAACCAGCUCGGGGGGGUGUUUGUGAACGGCCGGCCCCUACCCGACGUGGUGAGGCAGCGCAUCGUGGAGCUGGCCCACCAGGGUGUGCGGCCCUGUGACAUCUCCCGGCAGCUGCGGGUCAGCCACGGCUGUGUCAGCAAAAUCCUGGGCAGGUACUACGAGACUGGCAGCAUAAAGCCUGGCGUGAUUGGUGGCUCCAAACCCAAGGUGGCAACACCCAAAGUGGUGGACAAGAUUGCUGAAUACAAGCGACAGAACCCAACUAUGUUCGCCUGGGAGAUCCGUGACCGGCUUCUGGCUGAGGGCAUCUGUGACAACGACACAGUACCCAGCGUCUCUUCCAUCAACAGGAUCAUCCGGACCAAAGUUCAACAACCUUUCCACCCAACGCCGGAUGGGGCGGGGACAGGAGUGACUGCCCCUGGCCACACCAUCGUUCCCAGCACGGCCUCCCCUCCUGUUUCCAGCGCCUCCAAUGACCCAGUGGGAUCCUACUCCAUCAACGGGAUCCUGGGGAUCCCUCGCUCCAAUGGUGAGAAGAGGAAACGAGAUGAAGAUGUAUCUGAGGGCUCAGUCCCCAAUGGAGACUCCCAGAGUGGUGUGGACAGUUUACGGAAGCACUUGCGAGCUGACACCUUCACUCAGCAGCAGCUGGAAGCUUUGGAUCGAGUCUUUGAGCGUCCUUCCUACCCUGACGUCUUCCAGGCAUCCGAACACAUCAAAUCAGAACAGGGGAAUGAGUACUCCCUCCCAGCCCUGACCCCUGGUCUUGAUGAAGUCAAGUCGAGUCUAUCUGCAUCUACCAACCCUGAGCUGGGCAGCAAUGUGUCAGGCACACAGACAUACCCCGUCGUGACUGGUCGUGACAUGGCGAGCACCACUCUGCCUGGUUACCCCCCUCACGUGCCCCCUACUGGCCAGGGAAGCUACCCCACCUCCACCCUGGCAGGAAUGGUGCCUGGGAGCGAGUUCUCCGGCAACCCGUACAGCCACCCUCAGUACACCGCCUACAACGAGGCUUGGAGAUUCAGCAACCCCGCCUUACUAAGUUCCCCUUAUUAUUAUAGUGCCGCCCCCCGGGGCUCCGCCCCUGCCGCUGCUGCCGCUGCCUAUGACCGCCACUAGUUACCGCGGGGACCACAUCAAGCUACAGGCCGACAGCUUCGGCCUCCACAUCGUCCCCGUCUGACCGCCCACCCCGGAGGGAGGGAGGACCGACGCGACGCGAUACCUCUCGGUCACCGUUCCAGCCCCACCCCCAUCCCGAGACCCCCUGCAGCCCUUCACGUCACCAAGUGGAAGGCCGGACAGGACGGGUGGAGCCGCGGGCGGGACCCUCAGGCCCGGGCCCACCGCCCCCAGCCCCGCCCACCGCCCCUCCCCGCCUGCCUGGACUGC